AUGCCAAGGCUUUUGAAAAACCUUGAUGUGAUGGAUGUAAACUGCCAGCCUAAGCGUUCAGCUUACGGAUUGCUUGAAAACAAGUUCAUAUUUUCUUGUUUUAAUCAGCUUUACAAGAUGGAUCCUGAAAUUUUUAUCACUUGGUGCAAUAUUUUAAAGCGUGUUCCCAAUAGUGCCCUUUGGCUUCUUAGGUUCCCAGCUGCUAGUGAAAUGAGACUUCAUGCCUAUGUUGCUGCACAGGGUGUGCAACCAGACCAUAUUAUUUUCACUGAUGUUGCUAUGAAGAACGAACACAUCAGAAUUUGUUACAUAGUGCUAUUAUUGGGUGGAUUCGCGGGAAGAAUCCAUCAAGAGUUGUACACUAUGAAUAUUGGGAAACAAUCAAUAGCACAUUUCGUCUGUAAGGAGGGUUUAUUUGGGAUUGGGUUGACCAGGGGUUACUCAAGGAAAAUGAAAAUGGUAGCAAAUACUGGGCAUAUGGAGGUGACUUUGGAGAUACACCAAAUGACUUAA
Messenger RNA from Lactuca saligna, 513 nucleotides. NCBI's taxonomy places the organism in Eukaryota, Viridiplantae, Streptophyta, Magnoliopsida, Asterales, Asteraceae. The record is from the annotation of a GenBank genome assembly.